GCUAUAUAUACAUAAUACACACACCUAUAUAUAUAUAUAUAUGUGUGUAUACACAUAUAUCUCCACUUAUUAUUUGCCCUACAGUUAUUUUUAUGUCAAAGGUUUCUCAUUAAAACAUUGUGUGGUAUAUAUAUUAAACAUAUAUGGCUCCCCAUUUGCUCCAUGGAACGAUCUACGCAACUGUAUUCGAAGCCGAUAAAUUGCAGGGCCGAUUCAGCGUGGAGAAUCUGUGUGGAAAGAGUGACAAUCCUCAUAAAAGAACAAAGAGGUUUUUAGGCCAAAUCAAGAGAUUUGUACUGUGCCGGCCUGAGGUCGUUGGCGCCAAGCUCUACGCCACCAUCGAUUUGGAGAGGGCGAGGGUGGCUAGGACUAGAAUGCUCGAUGAGCCUUCUAAUCCUCGAUGGUUGGACAGUUUCCGCAUUUAUUGUGCACACAUGGUCACGAACAUUGUGUUCACGGUGAAAGAAGGCAAUCCCGUUGGAGCUACAUUGGUUGGUAGAGCAUAUUUGAAUGUGGAUGAGUUGAUGAGUGGGCGAAUGGUGGAUAGAUGGAUCGAGAUCUUGGACGAAGACAAGGUUCCGAUCCAUAAAGAUUCAAGAAUCCAUGUGAAAUUGCAGUAUUUUCCUCUAUCUAAAGAUGUCAAUUGGGCUAAUGGAAUCAAGAAUCCAAAUUUUAGAGGGGUGCCCUACACGUUCUUCGGGCAGAGACGGGGGUGCAGAGUUUCCUUGUACCCUGAUGCUCAUGUUCCCGAAGAUAGCAUCACAGAGUUCCUUCGAUCAGCCGGGUACUACCGGCCUCAGAGAUGUUGGGAGGACAUAUUUGACGCGAUUGAGGGUGCUCGACAUUUGAUAUAUAUCACGGGGUGGUCCGUUUACACAAAUAUCACGUUAGUCCGGGACCCGAGAAGGCCGAAGCCUGGUGGGGAUGUGACCCUUGGGCAAUUGCUGAAGCGCAAGGCGGAUCAGGGCGUUCGGGUUCUGCUGCUGGUGUGGGAUGAUAGGACCUCCGUGCCUGAUUUGAAGAAGGAUGGCCUAAUGGCGACUCAUGAUCAAGAAACUAAACAAUUUUUCGAGGGCACGAACGUACACUGCGUGUUGUGCCCUCGAAAUCCUGAUGGUGGUAGAAGCAUUGUCCAAGGGUUGGAGGUGUCGACAAUGUUCACGCACCAUCAGAAAACAGUUGUAGUAGACGCUGAAUCCCCCAGAGGGGAUCAGAAGAGAAGGGUAGUUAGUUUUAUAGGCGGAAUAGAUCUUUGUGAUGGGCGUUAUGACACGAGAAAUCACUCACUUUUCAGGACAUUGAACACGAUUCACCAUGAAGACUUCCACCAGCCAAACUUCCCAGGGGCCUCCAUCAAGAAAGGAGGCCCCCGGGAGCCCUGGCACGACAUCCACUGUCGCUUGGAAGGGCCUGUGGCUUGGGACGUACUCUACAAUUUUGAGCAGAGAUGGAGGAAACAAGUUGGGAAUCAACUAAUAUACCCAAUCAAUGAGCUAGACAUGUUCCUCACCCGCCCCAUGGAAAUUGCAGCCCCGGAAGAUCCUGAAACGUGGAACGUGCAACUAUUUAGGUCAAUCGAUGGUGGAGCUGCUGCCGGCUUCCCAGAAUUGCCCGAGCAACGGGCAGAAGUGGGCUUGCUCAAUGGGAAGGACAAUGUGAUAGAGAAGAGCAUUCAAGAUGCAUAUAUCUUGGCCAUUCGUAGAGCAAGAAGAUUCAUAUACAUUGAGAAUCAGUACUUUCUUGGGAGCUCAUUUGAUUGGAAAAAAAGUCGUGGUAUCACAGUCGAGGACAUAAACGCAUUGCAUCUCAUUCCUAAAGAACUCUCUCUCAAGAUAGUGAGCAAGAUUCAAGCAGGGGAAAGAUUCACCGUCUAUAUUGUGAUCCCAAUGUGGCCUGAAGGCAUUCCUGAGAGCGUCUCGGUUCAAGCCAUACUUGAUUGGCAGAGAAGAACGAUGGAGAUGAUGUAUACAGACAUUUAUAGCGCAUUAUCAGUAAAAGGCAUCUACAAUGUGGAUGCCAGGGAGUACUUGACUUUCUUCUGCCUGGGCAAUAGAGAAGUCAAGAUCCCGGGGGAGUACACUCCCCCAGAGCACCCUGAGCCCGAAACUGACUACAUCCGGGCUCAACAAGCUAGGAGAUUCAUGAUAUACGUUCAUUCAAAGAUGAUGAUAGUGGAUGACGAAUACAUAAUUGUCGGAUCAGCCAACAUCAACCAGAGAUCGAUGGACGGGGGUCGGGACAGUGAAAUAGCAAUGGGAGCUUUCCAACCUCAUCACCUGGCUGGAGACCGAUCUCCAGCCAGGGGCGAAAUAUUUGGCCUGAGAAUGGCAUUAUGGUGUGAACAUCUCUUGCGCGAAGACGACACGUUUCUUGAUCCCGGGAGCCUUGAAUGUGUUCGAAAUGUCAAUUUAAUUGCCGAUCAAAAUUGGAGAUUUUAUUCCAGUGAAAUGUUCGAGGAAGAUAUUCCCGGCCAUCUUCUGAGCUACCCGAUUCAAAUUUCGAGCAGCGGCGAGAUAAGUGCAAUUCCAGGCUAUGAAUUCUUCCCCGAUACAAAAGCUUCAGUUCUUGGGAAAGUGGCACAAUAUCUUCCUCCCAUUCUUACUACAUGACCACAUGCACACGAUUAUAGUUGUCACAUAUUCUACUCUCUUUGUUUUCUUUAAGUGUCCUAUCGAGAAAAAAUACAUAUACCAAGAAAGUAUGAAAUGUUACUUUUGUA
Salvia miltiorrhiza (redroot sage) is the source of this 2719-nucleotide messenger RNA. RefSeq names its product phospholipase D alpha 1-like. The coding region runs from base 144 to 2609 and encodes 821 amino acids. NCBI's taxonomy places the organism in Eukaryota, Viridiplantae, Streptophyta, Magnoliopsida, Lamiales, Lamiaceae. Gene Ontology annotation, molecular function: D-type glycerophospholipase activity; calcium ion binding. Gene Ontology annotation, biological process: phospholipid catabolic process; phosphatidylcholine metabolic process. Gene Ontology annotation, cellular component: plasma membrane. The record is from RefSeq and is a predicted model, not a curated record. The transcript is spliced from 5 exons.